Messenger RNA from Letharia lupina, 2253 nucleotides. RefSeq lists its product as uncharacterized. NCBI's taxonomy places the organism in Eukaryota, Fungi, Ascomycota, Lecanoromycetes, Lecanorales, Parmeliaceae. The record is from RefSeq and is a predicted model, not a curated record. Gene Ontology annotation, cellular component: P-body. Gene Ontology annotation, molecular function: hydrolase activity. Gene Ontology annotation, biological process: protein modification process. The transcript is spliced from 4 exons. The coding region runs from base 1 to 2253 and encodes 750 amino acids.
AUGCAUAUACUUGUAAUCAAUGAUGACGGGCCUCCAUCCAAUCAAUCCUCCCCAUAUGUCCACGCAUUUGUGCAUGCUUUACAGAAAACAGGCCAUCAUGUAUCAGUCAUACUACCCCAUCAGCAGCGUUCAUGGAUUGGAAAAGCCCAUUUUGUAGGCCAUGUGACCAAGCCCACCUACUUUCGUCCGGGAACACUCCACGAGGAUGACGGCACUACUCAUCCAAGACCUCUGUCGUCUGAAGAAGACGAGGAGGAAUGGGUCCUCGUCAAUGGAACUCCAGCGACAUGCGCUCAACUCGGCCUUCAUCAUUUCUUCCAAGAUAAACCACCAAUUGACCUGGUUGUUUCAGGACCCAAUUACGGACGGAAUUCUACCUCGUUGUUCAGCCUGUCAAGUGGGACCAUUGGUGGAGCUAUGGAAGCUGCUGUGUGUCGGAAGAAAGCCAUUGCCCUCUCCUUCGCCUUCUAUUCUCGAGACCAUGAUCCAGAAUUGAUUGCUGGAGCUUGUCGUUUGUCUGUCAAACUAGUCGAGCAUCUCUACAAUCACUGGGAUGAGGAUGCGGACCUUUACUCUUGCAACGUACCUGUAGUCGCAGAUGUUGAGAACCACAAAGUCCUCUAUACCCAUGCUUUGCAAAAUUACUGGACUUCAGGUAGUUCUUUCCAAGAGAUUGAAGCUACCGAGGAUGAUGAAGAUCCUCAAAGCCGGGAGCAGGAGAUUAGGGAGAGCGAGGAAUCACAGAGCGCCAGCGCCCAGGGAAAGGCGACGAGACACCAGCAUCGGCACUUCAAGUGGGCACCAAAGUUUAGCGAUAUACAGAAAUCUAUCGACGAGAGUCCACCAGGCAAUGAUGGAUGGGCGAUCCAUCAAGGAUAUACCAGUGUGACUCCUUUGAAAGCGAACUACCGGCAUGCGUCCAAUAUAUCGAUGGGAGAGAUUAAGCUGUCUCCGGCAAACUCUCGGUCAUCAGCUCCAGUAUUCUACGCCGUCAUCGACGCAGAUCCUUAUGUGCUCCCACUGAUUCACAGCGCUCUCUCAGCGAAUUUUCCUACUCAGUCCUAUGGAUUUUUUGACUCGCUCGCACGACUACCAUCCGAUGUCCAUAAGUUGCUUCAAAUCAUGCCGUACGAAUCUUUAGACUUCACCCAUCUCCUGAAACACCCAACAACUACCUUGGCAAAUAGCUACAUCAUCCGUAAAGCAUUGAUCCGCAAACACUAUUUACACAACACUAUAACGAGUUGGUGGAGCAAGCAUCCCAACGACACCAGUCUCAAAGGUCAUGUGCCGCUGACGGUAGGGUUUGAGGUUGAUUAUGCAGAAUUUUUAGACGAGGCGCUUGUGGAGUGUUGGGAGCUGAAGGAAAGCUGGGAGAAAGACGAAAGGGAGUGGUGGGUCUUGAAGCCCGGCAUGAGUGACCAAGGACAAGGUGUGAGGCUUUUUAGCAGUGAGGAGGAGUUGAGGUCUAUUUUCGAGGAAUGGGACGAGCCUGACAGCGAAGACAAUGAAGGUGUGGAGACUCCACCGGCUAUCAAUGGCCAGGACGUCAUCGGUGCAGGAACCAUGACUUCGCAGCUUCGACAUUUUAUUGCCCAACGAUACAUAUAUUCACCUCUGCUUUUGUCAUCUCAUGGAAAGCGGAAAUUUCACAUUCGCAGCUACGUACUCGCUGUUGGCGCAUUGCGUACGUACGUCUAUAAGGACAUGCUUGCGCUCUUCGCACCGUUGCCAUAUACCGCCCCUGGCGCCUCAUCUUCGGAUACACGUUCUACAGCCUCAGACAACCCAAUAGAUCCAAGGGUCCACCUAACCAAUACCUGCCUUCAGGAUGGCAGUCGCGAAGGCAGUGUUGUACGUUUCUGGGAUCUGCCAGAAGACGCAGACAAUCUACCGUGUCACUGGAAGAAUGACGUUUUGGAGCACAUCUGCGGCGCAACGGGCACGCUCUUCGAAGCUGCAGCGAGGGAACAGAUGAUUCACUUCCAAACACUGGAGAAUGCAUUCGAGAUUUUUGGGAUCGAUUGGAUGGUGGACGACAAAGGCGGGCCAUGGUUGUUGGAGGUCAAUGCCUUUCCCGAUUUUAAACAGAGCGGCGAGGCAUUGAAAGCUGUCGUUCAGGGGCUAUGGAACGGGGUAGUUGGCGUUGCCGUCAAAGGCUUCUUCAAUCCUGGGGCCGUGACCGAAGAAGGGAUUGAGGAAGAGCGAUUUGGAAUGCGAAGGGUGUUGGAUGUGGAUUUGGGAAGGAGAUGA